GCGCUCUCGACCUGUGCUUAGAUUGGACUCACAGAGCGUUGUAUUUCAUCCGCCUUCUCUCUCUGUGUCCUGCCGUGCCGACAUGUCUCGAUAAUGAGGGAUGGAACUCAUCUGAGCCCCAGCCCUCAUUACCCCAGGCCGUCGACAUGGAAAAGCACGGAGACAAGGAAAGCCACACAAAGCAUGUUGCCACACAAACCACAAGCCUCCCACACGAUCAGAACUUGCCACAAGCACCCCUAUCUCUUCCUCUCCAUCCGUCUAUUCUCAUCCCACAUUCAUGGCGGUGGACGCACUCGCCCCGACAUCAAAAGCGUUCUUGGUGCCUGCAGGUGCACCCUUAGCAGCGCCACUAGAGGAUGCCCCCCCGCCACUCUUCACUCCACUAGCACCACCCGUAGUCGUCUGUGUCCUUGCUGUGCCGCUUGUGGCCCCUCCUGUCGGCGCCGCUCGCGUGCCGCUCUCCUUGGCCUGUGAGGGCGGCUGUGCGGGGGCCGGCCUGACGGGUGUUGGGGGGAGGAGGGGGAUGAUGUGAGCAUUGAGCUCCUGCCAGGUGUGGAUGAGCAGCUGAGCGCGCUUGGUGACGUCGCUCUGCUGGCCUUCGAUGGAGCUCGUCUCCUUCUCGAGUGUCUCGAGCUUGGCCUCUUGCUCUCUAAUGGCCUUCUCGAGGUCGGGACGCACCUUGAGCGUGUUGAUGUCGCGCGACAGGGCCUCGUAGUGCAACAGAUCGAUGCGCCGCCUCUUCUCGCGCUGGUAGUCCUCGCCGGCCUUCUCGAGCUGCUGCGUGAGGUCGCGUGUGCGCUUGGCGGCAUCGUCGCUGUUGGUGGUGCGGUCCUCGGUCUCCUUGCCGAAAAUGGUGAGGCGGAAGGCGCAUCGCUUGAAGGCCAUCUCGCAGUAGUCGAAACAUCUCUCCAGAUCCUCAUAGUUGCUCUUCCAUGACUGCACGACAUGGACAGUCUACACACGAGGUGCACUACAUGUACGUUAAUAAGUUUUCCUGUCCUUGCCUGUCCUGCUGACCUUGAGGGCUGCCUCAACUUCCAGCUUCUCUUGGUCGGACACCGGUGGCGUGUUGGGAUGCCAGCUCGAUGCACCCCUCUGCGACGGCAGCAGGGAGCAGCCCGCCACCACAAACCGCUUCAGAUACUCCCUGCCGCCUUGGCUCUCGUCCCACAUGAUCUCGUCCUUGACCGCAUUCUGCCUGCUGAUGCCGCGGUCCUCCUCGGUGUGCACCUUUGGCGGUGCCGGCGCCUUCUUAUGCUCGCGGUCUCUCCGCAUUGCGGGAGCCUCCUUGAGGCGCUGGUGCGGGGCGUGAGCGCUGUCCAUCGAGCUGGCGGGGGCAGGCCGCCACGAGCUGCUCCUCUCG
Messenger RNA from Vitrella brassicaformis, 1366 nucleotides. Lineage: Eukaryota; Vitrellaceae. The record is from the annotation of a GenBank genome assembly.